Molecule: messenger RNA, 401 nt
Organism: Ooceraea biroi (clonal raider ant)
Lineage: Eukaryota; Metazoa; Arthropoda; Insecta; Hymenoptera; Formicidae
Gene: UQCR-6.4
Product: Ubiquinol-cytochrome c reductase 6.4 kDa subunit
Biological process (GO): mitochondrial electron transport, ubiquinol to cytochrome c
Cellular component (GO): mitochondrial inner membrane
Source: RefSeq, a predicted model, not a curated record
AAUAUAUGUCAAAUUCUCUAGAUGCCAAAUUGCAUUGGCAGCACUGUUUGUGGAAAAUCUGUCUCUUUCUCGACCUUUUUACUCGUAAUUAGUCGAAAAAUUUAACAAUCGAAAAAUAUGCAGUUAACUAAAAGACACUUUGUAUUAGCUUCGAAAUGGAUGCCAAGUGCAAUGACCUACGGAGCUGCCGCAACGCUAGCGGUAUUAUAUUUCACUGACUGGAAGUACGUGUUACGGCAUGUGCCAAUCUAUGGUAGCAAGUUCGAACAAUAGGCCAUUAAGCAGGCAGUGGCAUCACUUCUCCGCUGGAUUAUGUAACAAUCCUGCAGGAAUGAUAGAGAAUAUUGUAUCAUGCUAUUUACAUGUUUCCUCUUUAUUUAAAUAAAAAUGAAGAUAAAGUA